This is a messenger RNA of Guillardia theta CCMP2712, 3342 nucleotides long. RefSeq lists its product as hypothetical. The record is from RefSeq and is a predicted model, not a curated record. Gene Ontology annotation, cellular component: membrane. NCBI's taxonomy places the organism in Eukaryota, Cryptophyceae, Pyrenomonadales, Geminigeraceae. Bases 1 to 3342 code for a protein of 1113 amino acids. Gene Ontology annotation, molecular function: glycosyltransferase activity. The transcript has 2 exons.
AUGUCCCUUCCUGUCCUCAUCGCUGCUCUCCUGGUGUUCCUUCCUGUAGUCGCGGGCAAGCAGGCCGACACGCUUGUCGUUAUCUUGCAUCAGAGAGGAGAGAGGGAGCUGAACCUCCUCCAUUCCAUUGACUUCACUGACGACGUUCAGUCGAUCCUGGUGUUUGCUCAUGAAGCUGAUAAGCAGCUCCUGGAAGAGCAAACUCAGGAGCAGAGGGUUCGCGUCAUCACAAGAAAGUAUGAACUCGAGCGCUGCUCCUUUGACGAGCACUACAUUGUUGUACUCGAGGACACGCUCACGUAUGCUGCCGACUGGAUCUCUGUCGCAAAGAAUCAGGUCGAUGCGAUAGGACGGCGAGCAGUUGUGGGAGCUCGUGGGUUUGUGUGGAACAAGCAUGCGAUAACGAGGACGCGCAGUUUGAGCAACGCCAUGAUCUCGUUCCCGACGAGCUCGGAGCAGCCCCAUGAGUUUGACGUGUGGGUGGAUGUGCUGCAGGUGGGAAGCCUUAGCUUCCAUUCAAGUCUCACUGAACCCAACGUUCUCCUCCGCCUGCUCGAAGCCUUCCGGUCGGGCUUGGCGGACCUUCACUUCUCUACCUACCUACUCCUGCAUGAGAUCGCGCGCUUGUCCUUCUCCUGCCCCUCCGAGUGGCUUCCUGUGCCCUCUCCUUCCACCCCUCCUGCCUUCUUCUUCCCUCAGCGCAUCGAACAGCUGCGGGGCGAGUCCCGACCAGCGCUGCUGCUCGCUCUUCAGUUCGCACCAUGGAGGACAAGAAGUCUGCCUGAAGCAUCGACGUUCCUCGUGAAGCUCCGGGUAGCAGACGAGAGCAUCGGCUCCUUCACCUACACGCUCGUCGAGGUUGACCCUCAGCAGGACGGGGAGGAGGAGCACGAUUGCCCGCACGUGCCCUGCAUCGAGAGGAGGGAGCAAGGGGAGUCAGGGAGCAAUGGAUCGGUGCUUGCGUCAACAUGGGGCAGCCACUGCGAGGGGAAGCUGACGGUGGUGAUGCCUGUCUUCUGGAAGCCGCGAGCUUGCUUCUCUCUGCAGACGGUGCGGCAGCUGGUGGGGAUGGACAUCGUCGACCGCGUUCUCAUCCUCUGGAACAACAAAAUGUGGUCCAAGAACAGCUCCAUUGCCUCGCUGAUCAUGAAGGCAGAGGCUUGUGGGGGGGGCUUGAAAGGAGACAAGGUGGUAGUGGUCGAUCCUUCAGAUAGGGGAGCAAGCAAGUCUUCGCUGAACCAUCGCUUCCUCCCUUGGGAGCAGAUCAGGACAGAGGCGGUGGUGAGCAUGGAUGACGACUUCAGGCCAGAGGAGGAGCAGCUGAAGAAGCUGCUGGAGGUCUGGUGCUCCUUCCCCGAAACUCUCGUGGGCCCCAUGUGGCUGACAACGCGAAGUCUGGCGUGCAAGGACGCGAGCUGUGCUGAGCUGACCUACGUCACGGGGGGUUGGCCCGGCUACUACAACCUUAUCCUCACCGGCUUCGCGCUCUUCCACAGGGGGUGGCUGGUGAAGUACAGCGAGGAGGAGGGAGUGGGGGAGAUGGCGGAGGGGAGGCGAGUGGUGGACGCGUACGGGAGCUGCGAGGAUAUCCUCCUCAACUUCUUGGUGGCGAAGGAGACAGGACGAGCACCGAUUGCCGUAGAGGUCGGAGACGUGCAGGAGAUGGAGGACAAUGUUGGGCUGAGCAGCAUCGGCAGUCACUUUCAUGCCCGAAGUCGCUGCUCCAACGCCUUCCUCCUUCCCUUCCCCAGGUUUCCCCUGCACACCAACCACAAGGGAGAGCACAGGACCGACGUUGGUGCCUUCCUGUCGGGGGAGCAUGCAGCUGCUGAACGAGCAGCGGAAGAUGCUGGCAGACAGCGCGAGCAAGAGGAGGAUCUCGACAAGCUGCGAUCUGCAUGGAGGAGGCACGUUGAGGAGGUUGGGAAGGAAGACCUUGGAGCCACCGCUCCUGGUCCUCCUACGCCAUGGGAAGGAGAAGCAGGAUCUGACAGUAGCAGUGGGGAGAGGCCGGGAGAGAGGAGGGUGGUGGUGGCUACCGUCCUCUACUCUAGCCUCGAGUACCUUGAGCUGCAGGUCGAAAGCCUCAACGCCUUCCUCCUGCAUCCGCACGUCUUCGUCGCUGCCGUCGACUCCCCGACUCCCGAGCUCCGCACUCGCUUCCUCCUCCGCUGCGCAGACCUGCGGGUGCAGUGCCAUCGGACGCCUCUGAGCGACGAGGAGGAGGAAUUCGAGCUGAGCGAACGUCCGUCUUACGGCCACAUGCUCGCGCUGCAGUGGUUGCUGCAUUCUGUGAUCUUCAAGGAGUUCGCAGACGACGUCCUCCUCAUCCUCGACCCGGACGUCUUCCUCAUCCGCCCCUUCUCAGUCUUCCGCUUCCACUGUGACGGUGACGCCUCCUGCGGCAUCUUCUCCCCUCGCUCGUCACCCCAUCCCCAUCCCUGUGACAUCACAGGCUUCGCGCAGGUGGCAGGAGGCGUCAAGGACUCGGACUCGCUCUACCUCUACCUUCACGUCGGCGUGCUACUCCUCGACCUCCCCCGCAUGCCCAUGAAGCACACGUUGAGCUUGGCUCCCGUCGCAGUCAACGAGGUCCUUCACGACUCCGGCGGCAGCCUCGUCCUCUACUUUCUCCGCCUUAUCGAGACCAUCCCGCACUUCCGCAUACUGGAGUAUCCUUACUCUGCCAAGCCCUGGUGGUCGUCAGGCGUGGACGAGCUGUGGGAGGAGGAGGAGAGGGAAGGAAAGCUUGUCGUCUGCUACCUGCAGCACAACUACUCCUCGGACGCUUGCUUCAACGAGCUCGGCGCGUGUGAUCUCCAGCAACCAGGAGGCAGCGACCGAUGCCCAGCAGGUCUCCCCGACCUCAUCUCCGGCGUAUUCCUGCACAUCCGCAAGUCUUCAGGAUGGGACGAGCAGCGGAGCUUCAUCUCCUCCUCCAGCAGGCGUCACCUCCGCUCCUCGAGGAUGGUCCGCAUGCAGUGCGCCCUCGGGUACGUGCGCAGGCUCGUGAGCCUCCAGCUGGGGCAUCGGCUGGUGGACCUGAGCGAAAACAACGUGGGAGCAGCGGAUUUCAGCUGGGAACCGAUCGACUUCCAAGUUCGAGGGCAGGUGGAGGAAGGGAGCGAUGAUGACAUCUGCCGGGCUCUUCCCCCCCCCUCCUCCGCCAGCCCCCUGGAGCUUGACUUGGCUCGUCCCCUCGACCUGCAGGCUCUCUUCCUCGCUCCCAUCGACUCGUCUCGCUCCCUCCGCUGGCACGGGGGUCAGCUGGAGGAGAAGGUCAGGAAGCUGCAGACCAGCUGUGUGCUGGAGCUGGAGGAGGUGGAAGUUCUCUCGAGUUGA